This is a messenger RNA of Ciona intestinalis (vase tunicate), 859 nucleotides long. Lineage: Eukaryota; Metazoa; Chordata; Ascidiacea; Phlebobranchia; Cionidae. The record is from RefSeq and is a predicted model, not a curated record.
CGCCGACAAUGUAAUGUUACUGAAUAAGGAGACUCUUUGUAAAGCGAUUCAUUGAAAAGAAGCUAUUCACUCGAAGCUUGGUAAAAAAAACCUUCCUUUGUUUGGCAGCAUUGUUCUCUUACCGGUAACCGUUUUAUUUGAAUAUAGAAGCAACCAGUAUACAGUCUAGUUAGGUUAGUACAGUGUGUAAGACUACAUGAUGAGCAGUUGUUUUAGUGUUUUAAGUUUACUAUUACUAGUAUUAGUUUUUUGCAAUGGCGACUCGUUUCAAAAUCCGAAAGACGAUGUGGACGAGCUGUUAAAGUUAAGAUCCAGUAUUUGCUACGCAGCUGAAAAAGCAGGUGUACCGUCAGCGUUGCUUGCAGGUAUCAUCAGUCGUGUAAGCGGGGCCGGUAGAAUGCUGAACGAGAAUGGCUACGGGCAACAUGGAUAUGGUGUGAUGCAGAUUGCUGAAAAACACGGUGCCGACACAAAGUUCGGGCCUUUUUCAAGAGAUCACAUUUUACAAGGCGCACAAAUUCUCCACGACCUAAUGCAUUCCAUACAUGAAAAACACCCAGGAAUCAUGAUGGACCAACAAUUUCGAGGCGGAAUAUUGGCCUACCGAGUUGGUGUGGAAAAUCUAAGGCCGCCCGAUCUAAUUCAUUCGGAUAUGCCGGAACAGCAAUAUGCGAAUGACGUUCUCAGGCGGACAUCGUUCUUUGAACAGCAAGGGUUUGGGAGAAAAGAAUGCACAAACAUUCAGCAUGAGGAUCUUUAAGUUAGAACAAUUACACUUCUGGUGUGUAGUUUUCAUGUUUGGUUUUAGUCUGAUGAUGUUUGGUCGUAGUUUUCAAUAAAUUGGAGCAAAUUAAAUUAA